Messenger RNA from Oldenlandia corymbosa var. corymbosa, 669 nucleotides. The record is from the annotation of a GenBank genome assembly. Lineage: Eukaryota; Viridiplantae; Streptophyta; Magnoliopsida; Gentianales; Rubiaceae.
CACAAACCUUACCCAUCAUCGUCGCCGACAAAACCGUCUCCCGAGUUUGGCAUUUUCUCUUCCUGAAUUAUGGACUGGCAAGAUCAGAUUGCCUUUCUUCCAGACCCGGAUCCGCCGCUGAGAGCGGAUGAUGAUUGGCCGGAUCUUGCUCCCGACGCCAUCAAUCAGGCCAUGCAUCCCCAAAAUGAGACUUAUCGGUUGGAUGCAUUUAAAUACUCAAACCAAUACAUGGAUCCAAUCCAUUAUCCCGCCCCGCAUCCCUUCGAUUCCCGCGGAGAAAGAUUCUUUCGCUUCGUAUAUGAUCCGCAACCCCCAAAUCCAAUGCAGCCUGCCCAGCGGCCAGUCCACCACCAUGCUCAGCCGAUGCAGCCAUCUCGCCGCCCAGCUCAGAGGCCAUCUCACCGCCCAGCUCAGAGGCCAGCUCAGCCGAUGCCGCCAUCUCACCGCCCAGCUCAGAGGCCAUCUCACCGCCCAGCUCAGAUGCCAGCUCAGCCGCCUUCUCCUAAGGGUCAGUUUGCCAAUACGAGGGAUGGUGCUAUCAUUAUUGGAGAUGAAUUAGACACGCGGGUGCUGUCUGGUUUUGAUACAGGAAUUUACCCUUGGUAUGACAUGAGUGGUAUAUCUGCCAAAGCAAUAGAGACGGUGAGGAAUGUUCAGCAGGCAGACUGA